AUGGGCCGCCUAGACAGGCUGCUCGUGGAGAACUUCAAGUCGUGGCGCGGCCACCAGGUCCUCGGGCCCUUCCGCAACUUCACCUGCAUCGUCGGUCCCAACGGCUCCGGCAAGUCAAACGUGAUGGACGCGCUGAGUUUCGUGAUGGGCGAAAAGCCCAACAACCUGCGCGUGAAGACGGUCCAGGAGCUCAUCCACGGCGCCCACGUGGGCAGGCCCGUGGCGGCCAGCGCCAGCGUGAAGGCCGUGUAUGUGGAGGAGGACGGCGAGGAGAAAACCUUUACCCGGAUUAUCCGGGGAGGAUCAUCAGAAUAUCAUUUUAAUGACAGUUCUGUCAACCGUUCUGCCUAUGUAGCAGAGUUGGAAAAAAUUGGCAUAAUUGUCAAAGCCAGGAACUGCCUAGUUUUUCAGGGCACUGUAGAAUCUAUUUCGAUGAAAAAACCCAAAGAAAGGACUCAGUUUUUUGAAGAAAUUAGUAAUUCAAAGGAGCUUAUUGAAGAAUAUGACAGAAAGAAGAAAAAGGUACAGAAAGCUGAAGAGGACGCCCAGUUUAAUUUUAAUAAGAAAAAGAACGUGGCUGCUGAACGCAAACAUGCCAAGUUGGAGAAAGAAGAGGCCGACCGCUACCAGGUCCUCCUCGAGGAACUGAAAGAGAAGAAGAUACACCUGCAGCUUUUUCAGCUUUACCACAAUGAGAAAAAAAUUCAUUUUCUGACCGGUGAACUAGAUGAAAUGAACAGGAAAUUGGCUCUCACAAAAGACUCCGUCUCUGCUGAUGAAAACAUAGUGAAAAACAAGAAGAAGGACCUUGGAAAGUUAACCAGAGAACUUCAGCAAAUGGAAAAGGAGAUGAAGGCUCUGGAUGCAGUAUUGAAUCAGAAGAGGCCCCAGUACAUCAAGGCCAAGGAGAAUACCUCACAUCACCUCAAGAAGCUGGAGAUGGCCAAGAAGUCCAUCAAGGUCAGUGAGAAGCAGUGUGCCAAGCAAGAAGAUGAUAUCCAAGCCCUGGAAAAAGAGCUGCAAGAAUUAGACGGGAGCUGGAGGAACUUUGAGAAGCAGAUUGAAGAAGAGAAACUGCGUCGUGGUAGGGACAUCGAGCUGGAAGCCAGUCAGCUGGAUCAGUACAAGGAACUUAAGGAACAAGUGAUCAAGAAGGUGGCGACCAUGACGCAGCAGCUGGAAAAGCUGCAGUGGGAGCAGAGGGCAGAUGAGGAGAGACAGGCCUUUGGGGAGAGGCGGCGAACAGAAGUUCAGGGAAAUUUAAAGCAAAUAAAGGAACAAAUAGAAGACCAUAAUAAACGCAUAGAGAAAUUGGAGGAAUAUACAAAUACUUGCAUCAAUUGUUUGAAAGAGAAAACCCAACAAGAAGAAACCCUCGUUAAGGAAAUUGAGGAGUCCAAACUCAGAAUGGUCAAAGUGAAUGAAGAAUUGAGUUUCAUCAGAAUGGAGUUACAGGAUGCACGCAUUGAUCAUCAUGAAGGAAAGCGCCAGCAAAAGAAAGUAGAGAUUCUGGAGUGCAUGAAAAGGCUUUAUCCCGAGUCUGUGUUUGGCAGACUCCUUGAUUUAUGUCAUCCCAUUCAUAAGAAGUACCAGCUUGCUGUGACCAAACUCUUUGGCAGAUACUUAACAGCUAUUGUGGUAGUUUCUGAAAAAAUAGCAAGAGAUUGCAUUCGAUUCCUGAAAGAAGAAAGAGCUGAAGCUGAGACGUUCCUUGCUCUGGAUAACCUUGAUAUCAAGCCUAUCAAUGAAAGGCUCAGGGAGAUAAAAGGCUCCAAGAUGGUGAUAGAUGUUGUGCAGACCCAGCUUCCGCAGCUGAAGAAGGUCAUCCAGUUUGUGUGCGGCAACGGGCUUGUGUGCGAGACUGUGGAAGAAGCCCGGCACGUGGCCUUUGGCGGGUCCGAGCGGCUGAAGACAGUAGCUCUGGAUGGAACAUUGUUUUUGAAAUCGGGAGUCAUUUCUGGAGGGUCGAGUGACUUAAAAAUCAAAGCCAAAUGCUGGGAUGACAAGGAACUAAACAAAAUGAAGGAAAGAAGAGACCAGCUCACCAGUGAGCUAAAGGACAUGAUGAAAAUACGCCAUAAAGAAACAGAUUUGAGGCAAAUACAAUCAUUGUUACAAGGAACUCAUACCCGACUCAAAUAUUCUCAGAACGAAUUAGAGAUGAUUAAAAAGAAGCAGCUGGCCGCUUUUCACAAGGAACAGUCCCAGCUACAGAGCGAAUUACUGAAUAUUGAAUCGCAGUAUACCAUGCUGAGUGAUGGCAUCAAGGAAAGAGCACAAAAAAUCACUGACUUCCAAGAAAGGAUAGAUAAGGUGGAAGAUGAAAUUUUCCAUGAUUUCUGUGAAGAAAUUGGCGUCGAAAACAUACGUGAAUAUGAAAACCAGCACGUGAAACAGCAGCAAGAAAUUGACAAGAAGAGGCUGGAGUUUGAGAAACUGAAAACUCGACUGAACGUUCAGCUUGAAUAUAGCCACAACCAACUGAAGAAGAAGACGAAUAAGGUUUCUGCCCUGAAAGAGGCCGUCCUCAAAGACACAAGCGACAUCGAGAGUCUGAAGGAGGUGGAAGAAAGCUGCCUGCGAGUUGUGGACGAUCUCAUGGCUCAGCGGCAGCAGCUGAAGGACGUGUGUACCGCGCAGAACACGGACAUUGAACAGAUGCAGGGCCAGGUGGAGGAGGCGCGCAAGAAGCUUCUGGCCAUCAACAGGGAGGUGGGCAAGAUGCAGAAGGAGACGGUCGCCGUCCAGACGGCCCUGGAGCAGCAGCGGCUCGAGAGGCACAACAUCCUGCUCGCCUGCAAGGUGCAGGACAUCGAGGUCGUCCUCCUGUCGGGCUCCCUGGACGACAUCAUCCACGUGGCGGUGGGUGCAGAACCUGAGAGCACGCAGAGCACCAUCGCCAUGUAUGAGCAGGAAGGGACCCUGCAGAUAGACUACAGCAGCCUCCGAGGAGACCUGAAGGAUCUGGAGUCUGACAAGGAGGUAAAGACUCAGCUGGGGCUCCUGCAGCAGCAGCUGGCGACCCAGGAAGACGUCUUACUGAAGACCACGGCCCCCAACCUGCGAGCCCAGCAGAACCUGCAGACCGUCCGCAACAAGUUCCAGGAGUCCAUCGAUGCUUUCGAGGCCAGCAGGAAGGAAGCCAGGAUCUGUAGACAAGAGUUUGAGCAGGUGAAGAAGAGGAGAUACGACCUCUUCAGCCAGUGCUUUGAGCACGUCUCACUGUCCGUCGAUUAUAUCUACAAAAAGCUCUGCAGAAACAGCGGUGCCCAGGCGUUCCUCAGCCCCGAGAACCCAGAAGAGCCUUACCUGGAAGGGAUCAGCUACAACUGCGUGGCUCCGGGCAAGCGCUUCAUGCCCAUGGAGAACCUGUCCGGGGGGGAGAAGUGCGUGGCGGCGCUGGCCCUGCUGUUCGCCGUGCACAGCUUCCGUCCUGCGCCAUUCUUUGUCCUCGACGAAGUGGACGCGGCCUUGGACAACACAAACAUCGACAAAGUGUCGAGCUACAUGAGGGAGCAGACGCGGGAGCACUUCCAGAUGAUCGUCAUUUCUCUCAAGGAGGAGUUCUACUCCAAAGCCGACGCCCUGGUGGGCAUCUACCCCGAGCAAGGGGACUGCAUGUUCAGCAGAGUCCUGACCCUGGACCUGUCCGUGUACCCGGACAGCAACAACAGGGAGCACCGAGGCAGGCGCCGCAACGGCCGCUCCCUGCUCGCCUGAGACCCCCCCACUUUGGGGUACCCCCGGGGAAUAAAUCUUGUUGCAGA
Antechinus flavipes (yellow-footed antechinus) is the source of this 3767-nucleotide messenger RNA. It is a transcript of the gene SMC1B, whose product is annotated as structural maintenance of chromosomes 1B. The record is from RefSeq and is a predicted model, not a curated record. The transcript is spliced from 25 exons. Bases 1 to 3720 code for a protein of 1239 amino acids. Gene Ontology annotation, biological process: sister chromatid cohesion. NCBI's taxonomy places the organism in Eukaryota, Metazoa, Chordata, Mammalia, Dasyuromorphia, Dasyuridae. Gene Ontology annotation, cellular component: chromosome; nucleus; cohesin complex. Gene Ontology annotation, molecular function: DNA binding; ATP binding; ATP hydrolysis activity.